Molecule: messenger RNA, 469 nt
Organism: Bemisia tabaci
Lineage: Eukaryota; Metazoa; Arthropoda; Insecta; Hemiptera; Aleyrodidae
Source: RefSeq, a predicted model, not a curated record
AUGGCUCUGAAAUACACUGACAAACGAGAUGUGCACAUGCUGUCAACAAUUGAUAAGUUCUCCAUGGCCGAGCCCCCUAAGAAAAAAGCGCACAUCACUGAUACUAUUCUCAAGCCAGUUUGCAUUUUGAAUUAUAAUAAAAAUAUGGGGGGUGUAGAUCACACUGACCAACUUUUGAGCAGCACUGAGAGUGUGAGGAGGACCGUCAAAUGGUACAAGAAAGUUUUUUUUCAUCUUCUGGACAGCUCUAUCUUGAACGCACAUGUUCUUUUUCAAUUAGUGACUAACAAAAAAGUAUCUAUUUAUGAGUACAAGCUGAAGAUAAUUGAGCAGCUCAUUGAGCAGCAACAAGGACCAAGGAGACGACCAUCAGGUGGAAAACCAUCGACAAGUGAAACACCCCUAAGACUACUUGGACGCCACUUUCCAACCUUCAUUCCACCUACUGAAAAGAAGAUAUCCGUCGCCC